GUGUACUUAUUUUAUAUUUUGUUAGUGCAAAAUAUAAAAUAAUGAAAUAAAUAUUUAUGAGUUUUUUAUUCUUACAACUUACUUAGUAGCAAAGAAGGAAGAAAUUGGAUCGCCUCAUUGGAAAAUGUUCCGAUACAUCUCUGUAAUCAUGAUUGGUGUAUAUCCAGCAGCUAUUCUAGCUCCAACACCAGUUAUUGACUGGGCAAUAACUAUCUUCUUCCCUCUACAUUCAUACUGGUUGGUGGUUAAUGCAUGUAUAAUAUAAUUGUUCACGUUGUGCAAAUAUCUUACUAAGUUAACAAAUGUAUGUUCUAAAACUGAAGGGAUGAAUUACAAGAAAAAUCCUGUCUGUAUUACCAUUUUGUUUUGCCUGCUCUAAAAUUGGGUAGUAAUUAAAAUCAUAUUUAAAGUCUAAAUGUUUAUUGCUGUGCAUGCUGAGUGGUUAUAUUACUGCCUUAAAAAAUAAGAAGAAACUCGACGUUUCGAGCUUGACCCUUCGUCAAGAGUUAGUAGCAUGGAUCGGGGAAAAUGCACGGGCUUUUAUACUAAGUGUAUGAAAGCAUCACGUGACAAAAAAAUUUAUUUCAGACAGUUUUAGUAUAAAUGUUUAUUGAGUGUUAUACAAGAUCCAGUUUAGUACUGUUUAGAAAUAACAUGGAAAAACCACAGUUUAACAACCAAAUUUGUUUUACAUCUGAUAUUGUAACCUCCAGUUCUGUUGACCCUAAUGGUUUUUUUGUGUGAUUAGAGUUUUUUGCUUAUCUACCAAGCCUAUUUAUUCGUUGUUCACUUUAUUAUAAUGAAACGUGUUAAUGGGACGCCACAAAUGGCGUCCAUUGUCACAGUUAUUGCUUUUUGAAAUGCUUACAUGUGUUGUGUCAAUGUCAACUGAUCACACUGACGAUUAAUUAAUGUCAAGCAAGAACAAAUUUCAAGAAAUUUGUGUCCCAACCUGCCUCCCCUAAUUUUUUCGGGAUAUGAAACUGGAACCACAGGAUUUUUUGGUAGGCUUAAUUGCAGAGUGACUGCAUCUGCAACGACAGAACACACAUGAGCUAUACAUCAAUUUCAAUAUAUUCAUUCCAAAACCAUUCCAAUUCCAUCCUGUCAAAUUAUGUCAUUACUACUGCACUGGUUUUGUAAAUAUGUUCUUAUAAAAGUCCACCACUGCUCAACCAUGUACUUUAUUUUUAUUCUAGGGGAACUAAAGAAGUAUUGUCAGAUUACCUCCCUGAAAUAUUUUCUACCAAAGCUGUGACAACAACAGCAGUGUACAUCUGGACUGGUAUAUCUGUGUUAACAUUCCUUGGUUUAGCUUACUUGAACAUUUAUGACGUUGGUGUAUGCAAGGCUGUUGCCAUGUUAUGGAAAUUGUAACUUUAUCACAGCGUUGAUUUACAAUUGGAUCAGCUGGCAUUUGUCCGUGUAUAUAUGAUAAUGCAUGAACGCAUUUAAGCGAAUUGAAGAAUUGCACUGAAGCAUCGUGUUGACUCAACGAACAUCAUAGCCAUAGGCUGGAAUUUAAAGUGUAAAUGUCACAGUGAUUUCAAUACGGAUAUUCAGAGCUUUACUGCUAUAAUUAUAUUGUGAAAGUGUAGUAAAACGUUUUGAAAUAAACCAGUAUUUUCCGUUUCCGUUGAUGCAUGGUCACUGCUUAUUAAAGAUUCACAAGGUUUUGAAAAUUUGCAGAUUUUAACAUAAUACUGUACUUCGGCUUCGCUCUCCUA
Molecule: messenger RNA, 1727 nt
Organism: Paramuricea clavata
Lineage: Eukaryota; Metazoa; Cnidaria; Anthozoa; Malacalcyonacea; Plexauridae
Source: the annotation of a GenBank genome assembly